Molecule: messenger RNA, 3051 nt
Organism: Closterium sp. Naga37s-1
Lineage: Eukaryota; Viridiplantae; Streptophyta; Zygnematophyceae; Desmidiales; Closteriaceae
Source: the annotation of a GenBank genome assembly
AUGGCGCGCCAGUACCUCGCGCUCGCGCUGCUGCUGCUCGCGGUCACCAUCUCGACGACCGCCGUGACAACAGCGAAUGGCGCGACGCUCGUCAUCAGCAACAUCGACCGCAGCCUGACGGUCGACAACUACACCAUCUACGGCCAGACCAUAUACGACAACGAAACCGGCGCCCUCGUCAAGCCGACGAAGAACCCCGACGGGUCGCUCACGGUGGAAGGCAAGUACACGUGGUACCCGAACGGCACCAUCGCCGCUCCUGGUGUGACUAUAUACAUCGCCGGCGCGGCCAGCUUUGUGGAGAUUGCCAACACGAAGCUGUUCGGCAAGGGCGGCAUUGCGCGAAACGCGGCGACGGGCGCGGUGAUCCCGUGGGUUGAGAAUCCCGAUGGCUCGUUCACCGCCGGCGACAUCACCGGCAGUGGCGGAGGCAUGAACCCUGACGGCAGUGUGGCGUUGGGCGCGGACUACAAGGUGCUGCCCAACGGCACGGUGGUGGACUCCUCUGGCAAACCCGUCAAGCCCGUCGCCAAUCCCGAUGGCUCGUUCACCGUCGGCGGCAAGUACACUGCCUACCCCAACGGCACGAUUGUGGGUCCCGACGGGUCGGUGGUAGAAACCGGCAAGAAAUUCACCGUCAAUCCAGACGGCACCAUCGCUGUCACUCCCGACCCCAGCAGCACCAACCUGACUGUCAACCCCGAUGGCAGCCUGUCCUUCGGACCCGGCUACACCAUGUUACCUAGCGGCCUGGUGGUUGACUCCACUGGAGCUUUUGUCACGCCCACUCUCAACCCGGAUGGGUCGUAUUCUGUUAACGGUGACUACACGGCGUACACCAAUGGCACCGUCACUGCUCCCGGUGUUUCAAUCGCCACUGUCUCCGGCGCGCCUGAAUACACAAUUGGCGGCACGACGAUGCUGGCGAAUGGCACGGUGCUGGACGCGGCUAGGAAGCCGAUCAAGCCGAUGGCGAACGCAGAUGGGUCGUUCACAGCGGGUGACAUCACAGGGUUUCCGAACGGCACACUUUUGGGCGCCAACGGUGCGGUUGUCAACACUGGCAAGCAGUUCGCCGUUGCCCCUGAUGGCACCAUCGCCGUCACCUCUCCUGCGCCUGGCUCCAACCCUGCACCUGGCUCCAUCCCUGGUCCCAUUCCGUCUGACCCCAGCAGCACCAAUCUGACGUUCAACCCCGAUGGCAGCCUGUCUUUCGGGCCCGGCUACACCAUGCUGGCAAACGGCACGGUGGUUGACUCCUCUGGAGCCCCUGUUGCUCCCAUUCGCAAUCCGGAUGGGUCCUACUCCGUCGGCGCUGGCUACACUGCCUACACCAACGGCACGCUCGCAGCUCCCGGUGUUGCCAUUGAUCGCGUCGGCGCGCCUGGGUAUACGAUAGGCAGCACGAAGAUGCUGGCCAAUGGCACGGUGCUGGACGCGGCUGGAGUGCCGAUCACGCCGACGGAUAAUGGGGAUGGGUCGUUCACAGCGGGCGAGCUGACAGGGUAUGAGAACGGCACACUUGUGGGCGCCAACGGUGCCGUGGUCAACACCGGCAAGCAGUUCACCAUCAACCCUGAUGGCACCAUCACUGUCACAUCUGCUGCCCCUGGUUCCAUCCCCGCGCCUGGCUCUGCCCCUGCACCUGGCUCUGCCUCUGCACCUGGCUCUGAGGCUGCACCUGGCUCUGCCCCUGCACCUGGGUCUGAAACUGCACCUGGGUCUGAAACUGCACCUGGGUCUGAAACUGCACCUGGGUCUGAAACUGCACCUGGCUCUGUUCCUGCGCCUGGGUCCGAGACUUCGCCUGGCUCAGAGGCUGCACCUGGCUCAGAGGCUGCACCUGGCUCAGAGGCUGCACCUGGCUCAGAGGCUGCACCUGGCUCUGAGACUGCUCCUGGCUCCAACCCUGCACCUGGGUCCAGCCCCGGUCCCACUCCCUCCGACCCCAGCGGCACCAGGCUGACGUUCAACCCGGACAACACCUUAUCAUUCGGGCCCGGCUACACUCUCUUGGCCGACGGCACAGUCACUGACUCCACUGGCGCCGCUGUCUCUCCCACUCGCAAUCCCGAUGGCUCCUUCACUGUCGGCGGCGACUACACUGCCUACCCCAAUGGCACGCUCACUGCUCCUGGUGUUGCUGUCAGCAUGGCCGGCACGACAGGAGUCACAAUUGGCAGCACGACGAUGCUGGCCAAUGGCACGGUGCUGGACGCGGCAGGAGCGCCCAUUGUUCCCACGGAUAACGGAGACGGGUCGUUCACAGCGGGUGACAUCACAGGGUAUGAGAACGGCACACUUAUGGGCGCCAACGGUGCUGUGGUCAACACUGGCAAGCAGUUCGCCGUUACCCCCGAUGGCACCAUCACCGUCGGCGCCCCUGGCUCUGCCCCUGCGCCUGGCUCCCUCCCUGGCCCCGUUCCUUCCCCCGGCCCCCCUCCUUCCAGCGGCGGCAGCGUGACGUUCAACUCCGAUGGCAGCCUGUCGUUUGGACCCGGCUACACUCGCUUCCCCAACGGCACGGUUGUGGACUCCGCCGGUGCGCUCGUCCCCCCUACCAAGAACACAGACGGGUCUGUCUCCGUGGGCGGAGACUACAUCUUCUAUCCCAACAACACCUUCACUGCACCCGGCCUCUCCUUUGCUCAGACCGGCGGGCGGCUCACCAUCGGAGCCACGACAAUCCUGGCCAAUGGCACGGUGCUGGAUGCAGCAGGGCAGGCGAUUCAGCCAGUUGUGAACUCGGAUGGAUCGGCAGCGACGGCGGGAGAUGUGACGGUGUACAGCAACAGCACGAUCACCGGGACAAACGGUGCGGCUGUGAGCACCUUCAGAAAGACCACCAUCAGCCCCGAUGGCACCAUCACCUUUGGCGACGUCACUCCCAGCCCCAGCACCCCCCCUGCAUCUCCUACUCCCUCCUCUGCUACUCCAUCCUCCGCAGCUGCUGCACCGCCACCACCCAAGCCUGCUGGCUCUCUUGCUCCACCAGUCACUGUCUUGGCCACCGCCAUCACUGUUGCGCUCAGCUCCCUGCUCUUUGUGUAG